Messenger RNA from Necator americanus (New World hookworm), 3330 nucleotides. RefSeq lists its product as uncharacterized. The coding region runs from base 1 to 3330 and encodes 1109 amino acids. The record is from RefSeq and is a predicted model, not a curated record. The transcript is spliced from 32 exons. NCBI's taxonomy places the organism in Eukaryota, Metazoa, Nematoda, Chromadorea, Rhabditida, Ancylostomatidae.
AUGAACUCCUCGAAACCAAUCGCUCGUCUCUACCUGAAUCAGGAGAUCGAUUUACAUGUGUUCUCAAUGCAAUCAGCAUUUAUGCCAGAAGAAGGACUUACUUUCAAGUUGAACGUUCAGUACUACAAGUGCGGCGGAUUAAUCGACAAACCGAACAGUGGUGUCAUUACUAGUCCGAACUUUGGCGGUGGUCAACCAUAUCUAAGGAAUUCGCACUGUCUUUGGAUGCUUGUCGCUCCGGAGGGGAUGAUUGUCAAGAUGACUAUAACUGAUAUGGAUGUCGAAUACAAUCCAGCUUGUGAUGCUGAUGUGCUAAUAGUAGGUGAAGGACCUGAUAAUGACGUAAUCCAUCGGUACUGUUCGCGAGAGCGACGUUACGGUAACGAGACAGAGGAAGAAAUGCUGAAAGAGCGAUUCAAGGUGAUCAAAUCGCGGUCGCGCUAUCUCACUCUAACCUGGAACACCGAUUUUAGUAAUGAAUAUCGUGGAUGGCGAAUUGACUACGAAUUUAUACCGGAUGGAGCAGAGUGCGGCUAUUCAACUCAUGCAAUGUCUGGUGUUAUCCAUUCACCUAAAUGGCCUAAGGAUUACGACAACGACGAGGAAUGCAUAUGGGAUAUACAGGUUCCCCUUGGCUACCAUAUCCAUCUGCAAUUCACCCACUUCGAUAUUGCACCUUCCGAAGAAUGUUCGAAGGAUUCGCUCAUAAUAUCACAAGAGCACUCUUCGCGUGCUUUUGCACCCGUGGGUGACUAUUUCUUCUUGUUCGAGGAUGAAGAAGCUCAUUCCCCAUUGUGUGGUAUCACCCUACCGAAACCUUUCCGCUCUGAAAGCAACAGAGUCAGGCUCAACUUCACUUCCGACGAGUCGACCACGGCAGCUGGUUUUCGAGCGGAAUGGAAAGCUGAGUGUGGCGCUGUGUUCCGCCUCAGUCAUGGUGUGAUCUCGUCUCCGAAUUAUCCAGACCACUAUCCCAAUGUGAAUGGACGCUGUGAAUAUAUGAUAGCUCUAGAAGGAGAAGCCGCAAAUGCAGUGAUUGCACUAAAACUGAUAGAUUUUGAUCUGUCAGAUGCGAAAAUGGAUUACUCCCGAUCACCUUGUGAAAGUGACUACCUGGAAAUUCGUGAUAUUAUUAAUAAUCGAGUGGUGAUGUCGUAUUGUGGAGGAGAUCCGUUAAACGAGGAACCAAUUGCAAUCAAGGGAUCUGUUGGGCUAAGCUUCGUCACAAACCAAUCUUAUGUUCAUGGCUCGAAGAAGCUACAACGAGGUUUCCAAAUUAGCUAUGCGAUUGAUAAAUGCGGUGGCACAAUUGAACUGAGUGAAGAUACCGGAUAUUUGUCAACGAUUUCUUCACCAGCAUUUCCACUGGAUUAUGCUCACAAUUUGGAUUGUGUUUGGAACGUUACAGCACCUGAAGAUCGUGUGAUUUCUGUAAAAUAUGAAGUCCUGGAACUGGAAGCAUCUAGUGAAUGUACCUUCGAUUCAAUUGAACUUAUCGAUGGUAUAAAUCUGAAUGGAACCAGUAUGGGAAAAGUUUGCGGAUCGAAAGAACAAAUGCCGAAAUCCCGACUGUAUACCAAAUCCAACAAUCUUCUCGUACAUUUUGUCACUGACCAUACGUUGAACGAAGGAAAGUUCAAGAUUGUCGUUACGGCUACCUUAGGAGAAAAAUCUGGCUGUGGAGGUACAUUGAAAGCGACAGGCGAUUGGUCCACCUUAAAACCACCACUCGAUGAGCAGGGGCAAUACAUUCAUAACCUUCACUGCGGUUGGAAUAUUAUCGGUGGCGACAAUACUAUACUCGAAUUACAAAUAACUAAACUGGACACGGAAGAAUUAAUUGCACCCCCAGGCGUGGUCUCGGAAAGUGGGACUCGUUGCGUGGAUGCGUUAACGAUCUAUGACGGCUACAAGUCAUUUUCACCACUUCUCGCAAAUGAUCUAUGUGAAGAUACUGUGGGUGCUAAGCUACCGUUGACGUACCACACGUCACACAAAGUGGCUCAUGUGUAUUUCGAGAGUGACCUUAGUGGCUCUGGAACUGGAUUUGAAAUCAAAUAUCGAUCUAUUAAACCCGACUGUGGUGAUUGGCUCGUUGCAAAAACUGAAUCGCAAUCAUACAGCUAUCAGAGUAAGCAGAAUAAAGACAAACAUGCGGGUCAAACAAAUCAGCGAUGUCAAUGGGUAAUACAAUCCAAAUCACAAACUCCUAUAUGGCUGCAUUUUAGUACCAUACACUUUCCUUCGAUCGACGGCGACUGUUCGGAUGCAUAUAUCGAGAUUCGUGAUGUUGGCUUAGUCUCGAAAUGUCAGCACCCUGCUUGUGCCAGAGAAAGUUCGGACAGAAAGACUUAUCGUAUAUGUGGUAACACACCAUUCCCACCAUACGUAUCAAAUACAAUGGCUGUACAGAUAACAACCUCCGCUAUCAUCAACGAUAAUGACAGUGCCCGGUUCACAAUGUCAUAUCGGCUACUAGACGGAUGCAACCGCACUGUAAUCACCCAAAAUGCUCCAUCAGGAAGAUUAACAAGUCCAAACUUCCCAAAUCCAUACGAUCAUAACUCAACAUGUACCACUCGUGUGGAAGCUCCACGGCAAAAACGAAUCCAACUAGUAUUCCGAAGCUUUGAUUUUGAACGAGGCCGCGUAAGCUUCUAUCGUGCAAAUGGCUCAAGACUUGCUCUGUAUAACUUCAGGCGACGAGUUUUUAUGAGAUCUUGUGAUUUCGACUUUUUAAAGAUAAAUGAGCCGGGAAGGAACUCUACUGGACCCGUGUGUGGACGCGGACUGCCAUCAACCUAUUUCACGUGGGGAAACAGUGUUGAAGUGUUUAUGAAAACUGACCAUAACAUGGCAACGGAAGGCUACGAUUUAAGUUACUUUACUGGGAGAUUGCACGACGAUGGUUCAAUUGACUUUGCACCUUCCAACGACUUGGAGGGAGCCAUUACAAACAUUGGAUAUCCUAAUGGAUACAACACCUCAACAAGAUCGUCAUGGACUAUAAUGCCUCCUAAUGGACAUAGUUGUGUUGUGGAUUUGAUUGUACUGGAAUUAGCAAAAACUCAACCGGACGUGGAUUGUCUCAGCCAAGAUGAGUACCUUGAGAUUGAGCAGUCUACUGGGAACGCUGAUCAUCCUGGAGGUGGAAAGGAUUCUGUUAGGGUGCGAUCCUGCUCCCAUAACACUCCCGUAUCUAUGGAGAUGGAACCAGCUGUGAAUCGUUUUGUGAAGAUCACAUUUAAAUCGGACGGCAGCACUGACAACGACGGUCGUGGAUUCCGUUUGACGUGGAAAUGCCUCAGCUACGAACAAAUUCAAGUUUAA